AUGAUAGCUUAAAAGAUUGAGAGACAUUUCUUACAAAGAGUCUAAGCAUAAUAACAAUCAAAAAAUAAUAUGAAAUUUAUUGAAUAAGUAUCAUCCCAACUGAUUUUAAUAUAGUCCGAUUCAUUUUUUUAAGUCGAUUAAGAAGCUUCUAAGUUAUGUUAAAACAAUGUAGGAUCAAAGAGAAAUGUAUCAAAUAAGUAAAUUAAAGAAAUUUAGAGUUAAACUUAACAAUUAGAAGAGACUUCCAAAAAAGGAAAUGUUUUGUAGAAUGAUUCAUAAGUAACCCAUUACUGUUAACCUAUUUAGACUAUUACACCUUUAGCUGUUCCAGAAGUAUAAGAUCUUGAAUAAAUUCCUAAUCUUGAUGAUAAUCUAUUCCCAGUUUAAAAUUCUAAAAAGUAUUGUCUUUCAAAUUAUUUCCUUAGUAAAUAGAAUCUUAUUAAAAGAAAAGCCAUUCGCAAAAGAUUUAAAACUCAAUAAAAAUCAGCAGUUAUUAUAGACAGUAAUAAUUCUCUUCCAACAUCAUUGGAUUUAAAAUUAGAAGGGGAAGCAUUAGAAAAGAAUAGUACAGAUAAUUAGUCUUUUUUAAAUAAUCAAAAACCAACUCAUGAAUCUAAAGAACAAUCCAUAGAAGGAGAAUUAAUUAAAUAAAUUCAAAAAGAAGAUUUUAAUUAACCAAAAAAUAGAAUAAAUUACUAUACUGAUAAAUUAAUUAACUUGAUAAAAGGAGAUUUAGAUGAUACAUUUAUGGCAUAAAUGUAUAUUAAUCAUUUUAUUCAAACUUAUGGUAUUCUCUAAAAAUUAAAGGUUUUAAAAUAACCAUAAAGUUAUGAAAUUUUAAAUAAAAUAAAACCUUAAAUUAGUAUUAAUAUAUAUUAAUUUUUAGUUAAAUAAAAAACAUUGGUAAUUGAUCUAGAUGAAACAUUAGUACAUUAUAAUGAAUCUACUUUAAUGCCUAAAGAUCUUGUAAUAAAUAUUAAUUUAAACAAUGGAUUAACAAUUAAUGUAAUAAGUUGUACUAAAUUAGGCUGAAAUUAGUGUUCGACCUUACGCUUAGUAAUUUUUAUAAAAUUUGGCUCAACAUUUUGAGAUCAUGAUAUACACAGCCUCAAAUGAAGAUUAUGCAAAUUAAAUAAUUGACUAUUUAGAUCCAACAUAAUAAUUGGUGAAAUAUCGUUUCUAUCGAAAUGAUUGUAUAAAUCUAUACAAAGGAUGUCAUAUAAAAGACUUAAGAACUUUAGAUAGAAAUUUAAAGGAUAUAAUAUUAAUAGAUAAUUCAGCUUAUUCUUUUGCAUACUAACUAAAUAAUGGAAUACCUAUUAUUCCAUAUAUUGAUAAUAAAAAAGAUGAUGUAUAAUUUUAUAUUAAAUAAAUAUUAGGAAUUGAUAGUAUUAGAAAAGUAUUUAAUGGAAUUAUUAGAAAUUGAUGAUAUAAGAAUAGAAAAUGAAAAGAAUUUCCACUUAUAACAGAUAUAAAAUAGUAACUCAAUAUAGCAAGCUGUUAAUUACUUGAUACAUAAUAAAAAAUGA
Paramecium sonneborni is the source of this 1529-nucleotide messenger RNA. NCBI's taxonomy places the organism in Eukaryota, Ciliophora, Oligohymenophorea, Peniculida, Parameciidae. The record is from the annotation of a GenBank genome assembly.